Molecule: messenger RNA, 600 nt
Organism: Meloidogyne enterolobii
Lineage: Eukaryota; Metazoa; Nematoda; Chromadorea; Rhabditida; Meloidogynidae
Source: the annotation of a GenBank genome assembly
AUGUCAAAUUUAUUGGAAAAUAUUUCAAAAAUGUUGGAUUGUACUGAGGAAUCUGUGCGUUUUAAAUUAACAAAUAAUUCUGAAAGAGAAAAAGUUCUUGAUGAUAUUAAGGGAAAAGCUUUUAAGACAACCUACUUUGAUAAAAGCGGUGCAAAAAAAAUUAUAUUCUGCGAUGGAAUUACUACAUUAGGAUCUCAUCAAAUAUGGGCAUAUGGAAAUCUUCGGGCACCUUUUAAUAUUAAUGUUAGUGCCUAUUUUCAUGCACGACACAAAAUUUCAUUGAAAUAUCCAUUUCAUCAAUGUGUAUUCUAUAAAAACUGUUACUAUCCGAUAGAAUUGCUUGAGCUUUGUAGUGUUAAUGAGGAAACUGAUUCUGAAUCGUCAAUUAUUUUGAAAAAUAAGCGCUCGCACGCUUCAUCAUCAUCUUCAUCAGUUUCUGAAAUAUCAGUUGAUACGGUUUGCUCUAAUUCGACAUCGAAAGAAAAAGAUAUUCUUCGGAAAAAGAAAGAUAAUUCACAUAGGCAUGGGAUACUCUGGCUUCAUGACACUGAAAAGAAACUAUGGGAAAAGCAUGAUAUUAUUCUUUUUCAAAACAAGUAA